Molecule: messenger RNA, 2762 nt
Organism: Coffea arabica (coffee)
Lineage: Eukaryota; Viridiplantae; Streptophyta; Magnoliopsida; Gentianales; Rubiaceae
Source: RefSeq, a predicted model, not a curated record
GCUGGGCAUUUUGCUUUUGUCUGCUGACUCUCCUCAAUUGUAGCUUUGCUUUGUCCGCGUGGCUCUCCAUUUUGAUAGUCAGCAAUUACUAUUAGUUAGUGGGCGGUUGGUUUGGUCUUUUGCUGAUGGGUGGCAGUGCAUUUUGCUUUUGUCUGUUGGCUCUCUUGCAUUGUAGCUUUGCUGGGCAUUUUGCUUUUGUCUGCUGACUCUCCUCAAUUGUAGCUUUGCUUUGUCCAUGUGGCUCUCCAUUUUGAUAGUCAGCAAUUACUAUUAGUUAGUGGGCGGUUGGUCGGUCAGCUAUAUCCUUUCUUUUCUCCUAGCUUUUUUUCUUCUUCUUAGGUUCUGUUCUUCUUCUUAGUUUUGUUUAGCAGCUUAAGAAAUGCCGUGGAAAGUUUUCUAAAGUUUCCUAUUGACGCUUUAUAUAUGUAAGAUUUCAUCUCACGUGUAUGUUUGGUUUCCCAAUCUCUUGUGUAAUUACAGUUGCUUUGGCUCCCCAGUGAUCUGUGGUUUUGCAAGGUGAAAUUGGUUUCCCAAUCUCUUGUGUAAUUGCGAUUGCUUUGCCUCCACUGAUUAAUGUUUGGACAAUGGGUCGGAAUAGAAUAUAUAAAAGUUUAGAAGAGGCUAAUGCUGAGAAAAAUCGAAAGAGACGCGACCAACGUGCUGCUGCUCGCCAAAGGAGAAAAAAUGAUGUGCCAUCAGGAGUGUGUACGCUGGCUGUCACAGCUUUUAAUAUACGUGAACCAAAUACUAUUAAUCAGCCAAAUAUGAGUGCUGCAGAAUCUUCAUUAGGCUCAGACCCAGUGCUGCCAUCUACACAGAAUAAUGCAGAGCAAUUUCCAAUGGAAAAUGAACAAAAUGUAUCUAGCUCUAUUGUUGAUAGUGCUAACGAGGUUUCAUCAACUAAUAUAGGUAUUGGUCAAUCACCAUUACGUAGAAAACGUCGAUCUGUAAGACGCUCUGUUACUGAUCCGUUAGCCACGAUAGCUAUUGAGCCCACAGUAUUGCCUGAUGUUCCAAAUUGUCCGUACUGUCAUGCAAAACGAUUUCAUCACGAACCGCCUGGUUUUUGCUGUUCCUCUGGUGAGAUACAGCUAUUAUCUACUGAGAUGCCGCGAGAGCUUAUGUUAUUAUAUAUUGAAGAUUCUGAUCAUGCUGUCGAGUUUCGCAGAUGCGUUAGAAGCUAUAAUAAUAUGUUUGCAUUUACCUCGAUUGGUAUUCAUUCUGACAAAUCUUUGGCUGCAAAUUAUAAUGGAAUUUAUACAUUUCGAAUCCAAGGACAAAUGUAUCAUUAUAUUAAUGCGCUUAUUCCAGAGGAUGGUGAGAAGCCACGAAACUUGCAGCUUUAUUUUUUUGACACUGAGCAUGAAACAACGCAGCGGCUUUCAAUUUCAGCUAGAUUUCAAGAAACACUGGUGACAAAGCUUGAGGAAAUUUUAAAGAUCAAUCCUUACUCUGCAUUCUUUCGAGGAUUACAAGAUUUGCCAGACAUGGAUGAUUAUAAGAUUGUGCUUGAAACUACGCCUGCUAUAGAUCAACGAGUUUUCAAUAAACCUACUGUGUCACAAGUAGGAGCUGUUUGGACUGAUAGUUCAGAUUUUGAACAUCUUAACUCUAAACAUAUACAAAUUUAUGGAAAGAAUGGUCAAACGCAAAUUGUUAAGCAUUACUUUGCUUGUCAUGAUUCAUUGCAAUAUCCUCUUAUCUUUGCAAAUGGAGAACCAGGUUGGCAUCCAGGGAUUGAGAGAAUGCGCCGUCCGGAUAGAGGCAAUAUUAGACCAGUUACUUGUGAGGGACAAACUGUUAUAGCUACAGCUACAGCAACAACGGCAAAUGAUAUCAUUGAUGCGGAAAAUAGAGGCAGAUUACUGCAACAAUACGUGGUCGAUAUGUAUGUUAAGAUUGAGUCAAUUAGAUUAGAUUUCCAUAGAGGGAGGAACAAACAGGCUCAACUUCGAACUGAGAUUUAUCAAGGCAUAGUCGAUAGCAUUUCCAAUGGUGAAUCAUCAUCAUCAGGUAUUGGUAAACGUAUUUUCCUUCCAGCUUCAUUCAUUGGUGGGCCUCGAGAUAUGCGACGCCGAUAUAUGGAUGCUAUGUCUUUGGUUCAAAGAUAUGGGAAACCAGACAUCUUUCUGACAAUGACUUGUAACAAGAAUUGGCCUGAGAUUAAAAAAUUGCUUCUGCCAACUGAUAAAGUUGAGAACAGGCCAGAUCUAAUUUCUCGAGUCUUCCGUGCAAAACUUGAAGUCUUGAAAGAUGAACUUCUGAAGAAGAAUAUAUUUGGAAAAAUAGCAGCUUACACAUAUGUAAUCGAAUUCCAGAAAAGAGGUUUGCCCCACGCUCAUUUCUUAAUAAUUCUGAAACAAGGAUGGAAGAUGUACUCUCCUGAAUCAUAUGAUCGUGUAGUAUGUGCUGAGCUGCCAGAUGCUAGCCGCCAUCCUUAUCUUCAUGAACUCGUUGUUAAGCACAUGAUGCACGGUCCUUGUGGUGCUAUGAAUCCAAAAUGCCCAUGCAUGAAACAACAUCUUGGAUGCAAGGAUAACUAUCCUAAGGAGUUUACAGAAAUCACACGGCACAGCCACAACUCCUACCCUCUCUAUCGACGACGAGAUUUUCAGCAAUCAAUAAUUGUUCGUGGCCAUCCUCUUGAUAAUCGAUGGGUGAGUAAUACUGGGCCUAUUGAAAUUGUUGACGAAAUAAAAAAUUUUGUUUGUGCAAGAUGGGUCUCUCCUCCUGAAGCAAUGUGGAGAAUCCAUAGUUAUUAA